GUACUCCCCAGGCAUUCUCUUUCUCUCUCUCUCUCUCUCAUCCCCCUAGCUUCUCUCUCUGUGCAAAGAAAGAUAGUACUUUGAUGACCACUGCUACUAAUAUUAUAUCAGGCCUCAGCUUCCAUAAAUAACUAGUACUAUACUUCCCUUUUUCACUAACUUUUCGCUCAAACCACCAUCCCCAAAAAAACUCUGAUCUUUUCUCUUUCUCUUCAUUUAAUCUUUUUUCCUUUAUAAAAAAUCUCUAUCUCUGACUAAGUUACUAGUAAGUCUCUGGAAAAAUUAAUUCAUCUCUGUGUUAUAUUAAAAAAAUGCAAUUCUUUAAAUCAACCCUAGUUGGAUCCUACUAAAAGGGUACCUCGAAAACAAUGCAAAUCAUGACUCACUCAUGAUCAUAUAAUCACUCUUUUUCACCCUUUUCCUUCCUUCAUUCCUUCCUUCAUUCAUUCAUUCCAUUCUCAUCAAGUACUCUAUACUAUACCCUAAUUAAAUCACAUCCUAAAAUGCAUACUUUAUUUUCACCUUUGUUAGAACCAGACCUAUCUUUAAACAUAAGUCUUCCUUCUAAUAUUUCUGAUUCUGAACCCAAAGGAAUAACAAAUAUAUGUUCAAUAUCAACUACUUCUGAUUCAGCUAGUAGUGGAAGUGAAUUAAGCCAUGAAAAUCCAUUUAUCUAUCCUCAUCAACGUGACCCAACAUUGAGAUUAGGCUUUGGAAAUUCAGAUUUGAUGAAUCCACAUCAUCAUAAUCAUCACCUUCAUCGUCAUCAAGUUCAAGGGGUUUCAAGAAACUUUAACCAACACUUCCAACCUCACAUCUAUGGCCGCGAUUUCAAGCGAAAUACAAGAGUCGUUAAUGGUGUUAAAAGAAGUGUUAGAGCUCCAAGAAUGAGAUGGACUACAACCCUUCAUUCCCAUUUUGUUCAUGCUGUUCAACUACUUGGUGGUCAUGAAAGAGCAACACCAAAAUCUGUGUUAGAGUUAAUGAAUGUGAAGGAUCUAACCCUAGCACACGUCAAGAGUCACUUACAGAUGUAUAGAACAGUGAAGACCACUGACAAAUCAGGAGCAGGUCAUGGGAUACUGCAGACACAAGGGAUUAAUAUUGUUCCUUUGCAUGGAGCUAAUUCUUCAGCUGAUGAGAGACCAAAUUUACCUCAACCACUUCAAAAUUCACUUAGGACAUCUUGGCAACCAUCAAUAGAGACAAAUACAAACAAUACUGAAGAAAAAUCCGAAAUUGGUUUGACGUAUUCUCAAUUGAAGGAAAAUGAUACCAUGGUGAAGAGGUUGGAUUCUGCCCAAUUGAUUGACUUAGAAUUCACACUUGGAAGGCCUAAUUGGGGAAAAGACCAUGCUGAAUCAUCAAGAGAAUUAUCUCUUCUUAAGUGUUAAAUUAAUUAAUUAUAAACACUAAUUAAUUAAACUUUCCUUGUCAUUAAUGAAUAGUGUACUACUACAUUACUAGGAAAUUUUCCAUGUGAAUGAUUUAAUAUAUCUAUCUAAGUUUUGUAUGAAAGUGAAAUGAGGAAUAUUGGGAUAAAUAUUUGCUACAAAACAUAUGCUUGAGUCCAAAGAAUUUCAGGACAUUGUCUUUGAUGUCA
Molecule: messenger RNA, 1603 nt
Organism: Medicago truncatula (barrel medic)
Lineage: Eukaryota; Viridiplantae; Streptophyta; Magnoliopsida; Fabales; Fabaceae
Product: probable transcription factor KAN4
Exons: 6
Coding region: 504-1394 (296 amino acids)
Biological process (GO): abaxial cell fate specification; regulation of DNA-templated transcription
Cellular component (GO): nucleus
Molecular function (GO): transcription cis-regulatory region binding
Source: RefSeq, a predicted model, not a curated record